AGACCACAGUGAACCAGCAGAUGAACAGCAGCUCCUCUCUCCACAGCUUCACAAACCAUUUACAGGAGGGCAAGAUGAAGCUGCUCGUCUGGCUCAGUAUUCUCCUCUGCCUCUUCGCCUGUCAUUUCAUUGAGGGCAGAGUCAUCCCAGAAGGAGUGCCAUACGAUGAGCCACCAGCUGUCCCCUACUGGCCCUACUCCACGUCUGACUUCUGGAACUACAUCGAAUACUUCAAAUCAAUCGGUGCCUACAACCAUAUCAAUGAGAUGGCCCGGGCCUUUUUCGCCCACCAGCCCAUCGGAGACACCCUGGGAUAUGAGACCAAUGAGGGACACGAACACUGAGAGGGGUGGAAGGUGCCAGGAGCAGAAGAAAGGAUUUAGUAGCUGCCUUUCUACCUUCAGUAAUUAUAAAGGAAUGCAUUUCUUACUUUAGCAGACAGAAGGGAUUUUGAGUAGAGAAGGAAAAAUAAACAAGAUCAAACAUAAGCCACAAAUUAAAUGAGGUGAAGGACAAGGGUAGCAUUCACAAAACUUAGUUUUUUGGUCCAAGUGUAACAAUGUGUGUGUUACUGUAGCAUAGAUGUAGAAUUCAGAGGUAGAAGAAACUGAACUUCUGUAGUAGAUUGUAUAAUAUCUACAUGUAGUAUGCCACAAAUAAACAUGAUUUAAAUAUC
Messenger RNA from Toxotes jaculatrix (banded archerfish), 676 nucleotides. It is a transcript of the gene otos, whose product is annotated as otospiralin. Lineage: Eukaryota; Metazoa; Chordata; Actinopteri; Toxotidae. The transcript has 4 exons. Bases 21 to 344 code for a protein of 107 amino acids. The record is from RefSeq and is a predicted model, not a curated record. Gene Ontology annotation, biological process: sensory perception of sound.